AUGCCUCCACGCGCACGGCGGCCGCCCGCGGCCGGCGAGCCGCGCAAGCUGAGCUUUACGCAGGGUGUCGGUGCGCGUCUGCCUAUGGCUGCGCGUACGGCACCUCUUUCGAAAAAAGAGGCGUCGCCUGCGCCGUCUCCACGACGCGAAGACUUGGCCGUCCACAAGCGCAAGGUCGCCGACGUGCAGGCAUGGCUGUCCGAGGCAUUUACGCCCCCUACGUCCAAAUACCGACGCAUUCUCGCCCUCACCGGCCCAAGUGGAGCAGGAAAAACGACGACGGUGCGGGCAUUGGCCGCGGCCGACGCGCUGGAUUUUGACGUGGUCGAGUGGGAAAACAAGGAUAGCUAUUACGAUGCAGGCGAGCGGCAGUCGGCGAUGGACCGUUUUGCUGCGUUUGUGCAUGGCGCGCAGCGCUACCCCAUGCUUCCGUUGGCCCCGCGCAACACGCCGCAAUUCGUGCCGCGGCGACGCAAGGCGAUCCUCGUCGAGGACCUGCCGAACCUGGCACACGAUGCGACCCGCGCGCAGUUCCACCAGGUCCUGGAGCAGGUCGUGCAGCGCACGAGCUCGGCCAACGUCCCCCUCAUUCUUAUUGUGUCGGACAGUGUCCCCCGAGCCGAAGACGAGGCCGCGGCGAUGGCCGGCGCGUCGUCGACGUGGCGUGCACGCCGCGACGCACAGAUGGACGUGCGUGCGGCCGUGCCCGAGAGCGUGCGCACGCAUGCGUCGUUUGCCGAGAUUCGUUUCAACCCGCUGACCUCGCGCAUGAUCCAGAGCGCGCUUAGCCGCCGCGCCGCCGAGCUCGGCGUGUCGCGCAAUGCGCUCGCCGAGAUCAGCAGUGCGUCGGCCGGCGACGUGCGUGGCGCGUCGAAUACGCUUGCGCUCCUCGCCGCUGGUCGCGCGCGUGCGGGCGCGAAGCGCAAGAGCGACGACGAGGUGCCUGCCGGCUUCCUGGCGCGCACCUCGGCCAUGGUCCUGUUCCAUGCGAUCGGCCGUGUGCUAUACAACAAGCGCGCCGGCGACCCAGGCCUCGAGGCCGAGAUACCCCCCAAAAGCAGCGGCGCGACGACGACUACCUCGUGGAUGCAGCCGCUGCGCGACGAAACCGCGCCGCCUCGGCCGUGGCUGGCCGAUCGCCGCGAGAGCCUGGUCGAGGUGGACGAGCUGUGGGCGGAUCUGCCUGUGGAUCCCUCGACAUUCCAGCUCUAUCUAUACCACAACUACACUCCCUUUACGAACGAGCUUGAAGAGGCCAUGCACUUCUCGGACGCGCUGAGCUGUGCUGAGAGCAUGCCGGUCCCCCCCGAUGAGCCCCGUGCGGCGCCCGCCGCGGCGUUGUACGGCUUUGAGAUUGCGACGCGCGGCGCGCUGCUUGCGCUCCCCUCGCCUGUACCCCGGCGCGGCCAGGCGCUGACGAAGCCCGCCUUUUACGACAUGGCGCAACGUGCGCGCGUGUGUGAAGAGCAGCUUGCCGAUAUGCGCGCGUCACUCGCACGGCCCGACCUGAUCGGCGCCAAGAGCGACGCGGCCAACGUCCCCCUGGUGACGCUCGCGACCGAGAUCCUCCCCCUGCUCGCGCGCCUGGAGCCUAGUGAAUCGGGUACGCCCCUCUUGCGUUUUGCAGAGGACCACCAGCUUUCCGAGGCGGCGCACGAUGACCUGGAUCUUCCGCCAGCCGAUCCUCCGGUCAUGCGCCCACGUCCUGCACAGAUUCUACAGGGACCCUGGCGCUUGCGCACAGGCCGUGCCACGGAAGCUGCAGCACAUUUCUCCGAGGAUGAAUUAGAAGAGCUCUCAUAG
Messenger RNA from Malassezia japonica, 1803 nucleotides. RefSeq names its product RFC checkpoint protein Rad17 (gene rad17). The transcript is spliced from 3 exons. Gene Ontology annotation, biological process: DNA repair; mitotic DNA replication checkpoint signaling; DNA damage checkpoint signaling. Gene Ontology annotation, molecular function: chromatin binding; DNA clamp loader activity. The record is from RefSeq and is a predicted model, not a curated record. Lineage: Eukaryota; Fungi; Basidiomycota; Malasseziomycetes; Malasseziales; Malasseziaceae. The coding region runs from base 1 to 1803 and encodes 600 amino acids.